UCUUCUGAGCAUGCGCAAUCGGUGUAAACAGGAAGAAGCUGCGAAAACCAGGGAAAAUCUAGAAGAUGAAUAUAUAUUCAACGGGGGAAAAAAUCAUAACGUUCAUUGAUUACUCGUAAUUUUAUUAUUUUAGCGCACGAAUAUGUCAACGAAUAUUAUUCUGAAUGAAGUAUUUUAGCACAGCGGUACACGACGAUAGUCAGCAACGUUACAUUAGAUAGACCUUUUCUUUAUUUUUUUACAGAUUGGCAACUAACUGAAGCUAGUAGCUUUCGUUUCGUUUUACUAGAAAAUAGUUUGCAAGAAUCUAAUUUGGACAGACAAGUCGAGCAAUAUUUUUUCACACUGCGGCCUGUGAACAACGCCGGGGAUUGUCAGUAAACUAACGUUACACGGUUAAUUUCCCCUCUCCUUUCAAGUCGUCCGGAUGGCCUGCUAACCUAUUGUCGGAGUUUCGGGUCAGACUCCCCUCGUCCAAGCACGUUUUUUUCCCUAAACCCUGUCUGUUGCUAGCUACGAUAACAGACAGUCUAUAGAAAUGGUUCAGAAAGGUAAGGCGGUGGUGGGGACGUCUCAAGUGGAGGUUGAGGCGAGCCCAAGCUCGGGGCCGUCUGAGGCUGGUUCAGAAGCCCCUGGCUCAGUGGAAGAACCGAGAAGCAUCGGGGUGGAACUAUCGGGCCGCAGGAAAUUCAUCAGUGGAGUCGUGGAGGGCUUCUAUGGCCGGCCAUGGACAAUGGAACAAAGGAAAGAGCUGUUCAGGAGACAGCAGAAAUGGGGCUUGAACACAUACCUCUACGCGCCUAAAGAUGACUACAAACACAGGAUGUUCUGGAGAGAGAUGUACUCAGUAGAAGAAGCAGAACAACUGAUGACCCUGAUUAGUGCUGCAAAGGAGUAUGGGACCGAGUUCAUCUAUGCCAUCUCCCCAGGCCUAGACAUCACCUUCUCUAACCAGAAAGAAGUGUCCACACUCAAGAGGAAACUGGACCAGGUAACUCACUUUGGCUGCAAGUCAUUUGCCUUACUGUUUGACGACAUCGACCACAACAUGUGUCCCGCCGACAAGGAAGUGUUCAGCUCCUUCGCCCAUGCCCAGGUGUCCAUCACCAAUGAGAUCUUUCAGUACCUGGGAGAGCCUGAGACCUUCCUCUUCUGCCCCACAGAGUACUGUGGAACGUUCUGUUACCCCAAUGUGGCCCAGUCUCCCUACCUGCACACAGUGGGAGAGAAGCUGCUUCCUGGUAUUGAAGUGCUGUGGACAGGUCCUAAGGUGGUAUCCAAAGACAUUACAGUGGAGUCCAUAGAGGAGGUCUCUAAGAUCCUGAAGAGAGCUCCGGUAAUCUGGGACAAUAUCCAUGCCAACGACUACGACCAGAAGCGUCUGUUCCUGGGGCCGUACAAGGGGCGCUCCACAGAGCUCAUCCCCCGCCUCAAGGGGGUUCUCACCAACCCCAACUGUGAGUUCGAGUCUAACUUCGUGGCCAUCCACACCCUGGCCACCUGGUACAAGUCCAACAUGAACGGAGUGCGCAAGGAUGUUGCCAUGACGGAUGGAGAGGACAGUACCGUGUCUAUCCAGAUCAAGCUGGAGAAUGAGGGCAGUGAUGAGGAGUUAGAGACAGACAUGUUGUACAGCCCUCAGCUGGCCCUGAAACUGGCUCUCACAGAGUGGCUGGGGGAGUUUGUAGUGCCUCACCAGUACAACAGUCGCCAGGUACCCCACAGCGGAGCUAAGAGUUCAGCUAUUGAUGUGUCAUCACUAGGUGCCUCCUCCCUCUGCUCUGCUACUACAGUCACUACAGUGUUCCAACAGCCCAUCAUGACCCCCACAGGCGCCCCUGACCCCAACAACCACCCCAUGGCCAAGAGACUGCAACAACAAGAGGUGGAGGAGGUGGAUGUUGAGAAGAAGGACUCUGAUGAAGAGCCCAUGGAGAUGGUUGUGGAGAAACCAGAUGAGACGGACCCAGAGUCAGACCCUGUAGCGGAGGCUGCAAAUGAGACCAAGAGCAGCCUGGUCCUUAUAGACAAGAUGGCAGAGGAUCUGAAGCCCAUGGACACAGACAGGGAAGUCCUGGUUCUUGAGUCCAAGUCUCCAGAGGAGGACAUUGACAUGGCCCCCAUGCAAACAGACGAACAGCUCAAACAGGAUGUCUUUGUACCUGGUCCCAAUGAGAAGGCAUUGUACACGGCAGAGCCUCUCUCUCUGGAGGACCUGACCCUGCUAGCUGAGCUCUUCUACCUGCCCUAUGAAUACGGACCCAAAGCCCUGCACAUGCUCAAGGAGUUCAACUGGCUACGGGCCAAUAGCAGCACCGUCAGCGUCAACUGCGAGGGCAAGGAACCAGAGAAGGUUGCGGAGUGGAAGUGCCGGGCUGAGAAGUUUGAGGAGAUGUGUUGCUCGGUCAUCCAGAUGUUCACCAGGCUCUCUAAUUCAGCCAACCGCACCAUCCUCUACGACCUCUACCCCUACAUCUGGGACAUCAAGAGCAUCACCUCCAUGGUCAAGUCCUUUGUCCAGUGGCUAGGGUGCCGUAGUCAGGCCACUGCACAGUUCCUUAGUGGAGACCAAGAGCCUUGGGCCUUUAGGGGCGGUCUAGCAGGAGAGUUCCAGAGAUUGUUGCCAAUCGACGGGGCAAAUGAUCUUUUCUUCCAGCCUCCUCCCGCACUGCCAACAUCCAAAAUCUAUUCCAUCAGGCCCUACUAUGCUAAAGAUGAGCAUGCAGUUUAUAAGAUCUGCAGAGAGAUGUACUCUGAAGGAGUGGAGGAACUGCCCUUCUCUGGAGAGGAGCCAGACCUCAUAGGCGACAGGUUAGUAGGAGGGUUCCUGAACCUGAGUCCAGACUAUGGGUUUGUCCUGGAGGACGAGGAGGGGAUCUGUGGUUACGCUCUGGGCACUGUGGACGUCAAGCCCUUUGUCAAGAAGUGUAAAAUGAGCUGGAUCCCCUCCAUGCAGGAGAAGUACAACAAGCCCGACUGCCAGAAGGACCUCUCUGAGGCUGAGAAGAUGAUGUUGAGUUUCCAUGAGGAGGAGGAGGGCCUCCCAGAGUCAUUCCUCUCCAACUUCCCGUCCCUCAUCAAAGUGGACAUACAUGCCAAGGUCACCGACCCCAGCGUGGCCAAGAGCAUGAUGGGAUGCCUGCUCUCCUCCCUAAAGGCCAAUGGUUCCAUUGGUGCGUUCUGUGAGGUGCGUCAGGCAGACAAGAGGAUGAUGGACUUCUACAGUAAGCUUGGCUGCUUCGAGGUUGCCAAGAUGGAGGGCUUCCCCAAAGACAUAAUCAUCAUGGGCCGCAGCCUUUGAGAACAACUACGAGAUCAUCAACACGGGACCCAGCUUCUGAGACAGUUGACAGCCUGGCUAACCAAGCAAUCAUGGAGCUGUAUAGAAAGCUUAAGUCAGCCAGGCUAAGGAUCACUGUCUGUUACCUUUACAAAACAACCAAUACUUGAUGAUUUUAUACUUCAACCACCUGGACUAGACGAGGCUAGAGGCAGCCUGUUUUUAGACCGUGUUCAGAAACAUCGCAUCUUGUACAGAUUCACUGUGCUGCCGCUAAAGGCCCAGAGCUCUGCCGGAUUGAAACAGAAUCCGAAACUGUUAAGAGCCACAGAGGUUAUCUGUAAAGCCCAGUGUGUGUUGAUUUGAGCCAAGAUGGCGGACGGUUUCCCUCUGUCUUUGGUCUCCAGAAGGGAGGUGAUGACUGUUCCACAUGCGGCUGCAGGAAGUAGGAGCUGGUCAGGUGCCAUCCACUCCCAUUAGCCUUUCAGACCAUUCAACUUGUCUGUCUGUGUCUCCCUCAGACACAGUCAGGGGGUGUAUUGAGAUAUUACUCCAUCUGAAAUUGCACCGUAUUCCCCAUGUAAACACAUUACUUUUGUCUGGUUAAAGGUAGUGCAGUGAAUAGGGAGUUAUUUGAGACUUGGUAGUAGAUCCUGACACUACACCCUAGUAUAGGCCUAGCUGACAGGGCGCUGGUUGGGGAAAAGGGGCCUUUAAAGUAUAUUACAGUUUUCUCCUGCAACCUCUACACAGGUGGUCCUCCUAGCUAACAGAGUGGAAAGUGGUUUAUGAUUCCACCUAUACUGUUUUCCAGUGCGUCCAUUUCACUCUUGAGUUUGAAAAAUUCUCUCUUUCUGGUGUGUUAGAUUCCUCAAUAGUUUACCUAACCAUGACAGACAUGCAGAUGAAAUCAUAUGUUUGAGUGUUCGAGGAAACUUCUGAAGACUUAAGUAACGAGUUGUUUGCUUGAAACCCACCUGAGUAGAAAUGGGUAACCUUGAAGAGAGAAAGGAAUAUGUGGAAGUUGUCACUUAUGUUAUGGUUUGUCUAUUCCCUUAAACCUUUUGCUUUUGGCCAUGCUUUUUUACUAGGGAUGUAAUGAUUUACCCAAUACGCAUCGGUCCCCGAUUUGAAAUGUUUUAAGAUAUAAGUGCACCGGUCCAUGGACCCCAAACCGAUCCAAAUGUAGCAUGCAUCGGUCAGAAAACGAUUUAAAUGUUACAAAUUGCCGGUUCACCAAAAUGUUUUGCUCAAUUAUUCUUUCUACCUUCUGAAAAUACUUCUCAACUUUUGUGUCAAUGUCGAACUGCAUGUAACUGUUGACAGUCAUUGAUCUACAAAGCGUUUUGCAUGUCGAACAACCCCAGGCAAUAUCAGUAGCCUAGUCAAACUGAUACCCUUUACAGACAGACUUUACAGACUUUUUUUUUUUUUUAAACAGGCACUGUUUUUUAGGACCCAAUUCAUAGUCACAUUCUUGCCAGGAUAAGCCUUGUUUUUAUAUCUCCCGUGCACAUGCCGGCAAGUGUGGGAGUAGACGUGGGGCCAAUGUGGGUGGACAUCCUAUUUUAAUAAAUCCAUUAUUAAUUCAUUUUAGGCUGGACCUAAGAAACAUAACUAAUUUUUCCCCCCAAAAAAUAGAAUGCCAUGUAUUGAGUUUAAUUAUGUUAAUGGUCUGUGUGGCCUACAUGGCUGCAGCAUGCACGUGAAAUCUAUAUUUAUUUUGUUAAUUAAACAGACAAGACAUACUUGGGCUACAUUAUUGCAUGCUAAAUGUUUCUGAUCGGUGAUGGAUGAGCAAACCGAUCGAUGAGCUAAACCACCUCCACUUAUUUUCCCAGACAGAGAAUUAACAAAAUAUACAGACAAGAGAUUCAGUGAAACAAAAUCACAUUGAUUAAGACAAGUCAGAGGCUUUUGGUCAGGAGUAAGCCUAGGCUACUAAGUGACUGCCAGUGAAGAGCAAAAUAAUCCACUUGUUAAGCUACAUAACAUGCUGGCAAAAUGUUCUGAUCACUGCUAAUAAAUGUGCCAACCAGACAAGAUGAUCAUGAGCAGCACUCACCUCAACUUAGCUAACAUUACCACAGCCUAAUUGUAGUCUUACCAAUGUCCAAACAGAGGUUCGGUGAAAAGAAAAAUCUGACAUUGAUUUAUCAAGACCCCAUGUUUGUCUCAAAGCGGUGCUGAAAUAGUUGACCACACGCAGGAAGGCCGCUGCGUCAAUCAAAUGUAUUAUAACAGUUUGAUGACUGGGAGUUUCAGUAAGCAACAAUUUGAUGCCUUCAAUUAGAUUGGCCUACUUUAUUCCAAUAUUUUUGUCAUUCGUUGAUGUCUAUUCCAACGAUAAUUCUUUAUGGAUCCAUCCAGUUAUAGUUAAGAAAAGUGUAUAUGGUGGGCUACGCGAAGAUGGGUGAAGUGACAUGUCUCGCCAAGUUUAGAAUUGCCAGGAUGAUAGUAGUAACUGGUGGUGCCUAGCAACCAUCAAGACCUUAAGAGCGUGCCAAUGCCGCCUCAGCAUUACGGCUACAUUUCAUACUAAGCCUAGGGCAGAACUGUACCGCAACCAAGUCGCCAGCAAUACCUUUUCAUAUAUAAAGAGAAGUCGGCAAAAAGUUAUCGGGAUGCUAAAUAAAAAAGCGGAUAAGAUCUUGGUUUGGAAGGUGUAUGAGAAGGGUGUAAAUUGCGGCCUGCAAUUCGUGGUGUUCCUGUAUGUUGGUAUUCCUGCAUCUGCAUAUUCAGGAUAAGAAUGGCCACAUUCAGGAAUGCCCCAAAUUGCAGGCUGCAUUCACACACUGUUGGUCAAACUGCGCACAGUGCCCAGUUUUGCAUGCUGACCAACACAAGGUAGGCGACCUGUUCCUGCUCUUGUACAUCUGUGCGGCACCUUCAGCAUGCAAAUGCUAAAAUGGCUUGCAUGAUAUCAGGCUUUAUUAGUUCAGUGACACCCUAUGUUAUUUGCUACGUUAUUGCUAUCUAUGUGCUGUUGAAAAUUGUGUUUUACCGGAAUAAAAGUAAGCUACCAGAGACAACUCAUCUGGCUAUACCUGCUGAACAGGGAUUACACUAGAUUGUUAAAAGCGAAACUAUCAAAACUAUUGCUGAUGGUGAACCUGAAUAAUCAAAACAAUCCGUGUAGAUGGUCAUUUUUAGAUAUACAGGGUAAAUUUGAUAAUUUCAUGACAAGGAUACCAAUCACUUUUGCGAGGCGCACUGCAUGGUUCUCACGAGGAUAUCACUCCAUAACUUCCAAACGGUCAAAACGAUUCAAUUUUGAAACAAAGUUGUGCUAUAUAUUCAUUGCCUAGGUCAUAACUAAUUUGUGAACAAUAAAUAUUGCUACUUUGCUAAAUCCAAAUCUGGUAAUGGGGUGGUAGAUGCCGAGUCUCCCUUAUGGCUCAUCUCAGGUGCCUGCAUAGUACAUACACCGCAUAGAAAUAAAUAAGUUGCACGAACACACACAUACAGAGGCCCAGCUCAUUAGCUCCAUCAACAGCAGAUUUUAAUUUAGAAUGGAAAAUGAAUGUGUUUAUGCAACAAAUGUUAGUGCAUCGCCUCGACCGAAUCGCAUCGAUUCCUUCUCUAAUCAAACCUAAUGGCACAGAAUUGUUUCAAACUAAAACGUAUCGUUCCUGUAUCGUAUCUAGAUACGUAUAGAAUCGUCUUAAAAAGGAAAGAUGCGCAUCCCUAUUUUUUACAGUAUGUUUAUAUUGCUUUUGUAUUGCCUUUUGGUUCAUUGCCUUUCUAUAUGAUUUUUCUACCUGUGGAUAUCUCCAAGGGGCCUAUUGCCCUGUACUGUAGCUCACAGGUGAUUAUCAUGCACUCUUAUCCACCUGACAUAUACAUAAGGGGACUUGAGAGUGGGUGGGUUCAUUUUAGCUUACUUGGUGCCCAGGGUGGGCUGAGUUUUUACAUUUAAUUACCAUGGAAUAGUCUACCUUCCGGUACCCCAGGCAAGCUAAAAAUGAACACACCUUGCCUCAACGGUGGGCCAUCUGCUCUGAAAGGUCUCUAGAUUCAGUCACAAAUCCAGUGCUCUGGCUCUUAAGCCAAGAGAGAUGAGCCAAAUCUUAAUGUUAGAAAAUGUGAAAAUAGGACGGAACAGAUGCUUUAGCACUCCCACUAUAAUACAGCUGCUCUAUUUCCCAACUUCCCAUGAUGUGCUGAGGAAAGCUAACCACUAACCAGAAUGUUAUCCAGGACAGCAUGUUCAGUUAGAAAUAUACUGUGUAGAACAGACGCGAUUCAACGCAAAGCAGAAUGAGGAACCAUGUCGGCUCUGUACGCCACAUUUCUAUCUGCAACGUCCUACAACAUGGCACCCACUUGAAUACCAUUGCUGCCCUUCUCCCAGUUAGGGUUGUUAAGCUAGAGUGACAUUGACUGACUAUCUUCACUGGCCCUGGCUGUGUCAAGAGAAAUGGAGGGAGUGAUAUACUAUACCUAGGCCUUUUGUAUCUACGUAUGUGUUAAAUGUUUUAUACUCAGUGUUUCUCAUUUUGCUGAUUUUGUUCAUGUAAAGCACUUUGAUCCUAACAUGAAGACUUCUUUUUGUAACAGGAGGAUCAGCCGUAGCUCAUGUUGUUGCUUUGUCCUAGCUGCCUGCCAAUGUGAUUUUGAUACUGCUACAUACAGUACAUCUGUGCUAUGCAUGAUGCUUAUUAGAUUUGUUUGGUUUAGCAAACAGAAGAAAAAAAUCACAUCCAUAUUACAGUCUAUAUGGAUGUGGUGGUGGGGGGGUUGAUAGCUUGAUGCCCUUCCUCAACCUAUGACGUCACCGCAGAGGAGACACGUCAAUUAAAAGGAAUAGGGGGAAAAGAUGACAAGUAUUUUUGUUAACAAAAUGGAGCUUUCUGAUUUGUCAUUUCUCAAUGAGCACAAGCCUGAAUCAGUUCAAACAUUUUAAACACUAGUUAGAUUGAAGUAUAUUAGUCUGCUCUAUUCAACACAUCACCCUCCAUACUAUAUUAUUCUGUGGUGGUCAAUUAAAUUAGAGAAUAGGAACAUGUAUCCUCCCAGUUCUCCACUGAUAUUGAAGGAUUCACUUUUCCAUAACGUCUGACAUUUUAUCAUUGCUUGUGCUAUUGUGACGACUGCUUUUUUUCUGCCUCCUGAUUUUGAAAGUAUAGCUGCAGUUGGAAGGGAUUAUUGUAGGCCUGCAUUUGAUGAUACAUACAUAGGGACAUAGUUUUUUUUGAGGGGGACGUUUACUGAAACUAAUUUCUGUCAAAUGUGUAUGUAAAAGAAAUGGUUUAUAAUAUUAAACAAUUUAAAAAGUG
Molecule: messenger RNA, 8559 nt
Organism: Oncorhynchus kisutch (coho salmon)
Lineage: Eukaryota; Metazoa; Chordata; Actinopteri; Salmoniformes; Salmonidae
Gene: oga
Product: O-GlcNAcase
Exons: 18
Coding region: 539-3301 (920 amino acids)
Biological process (GO): glycoprotein metabolic process
Molecular function (GO): beta-N-acetylglucosaminidase activity
Source: RefSeq, a predicted model, not a curated record